This is a messenger RNA of Diaporthe citri, 492 nucleotides long. RefSeq lists its product as uncharacterized. Gene Ontology annotation, molecular function: FMN binding; riboflavin reductase (NADPH) activity. Bases 1 to 492 code for a protein of 163 amino acids. Lineage: Eukaryota; Fungi; Ascomycota; Sordariomycetes; Diaporthales; Diaporthaceae. The transcript has a single exon. The record is from RefSeq and is a predicted model, not a curated record.
AUGUCCUCCUUCACGUCCCUCUCGCUGCGCCCGACGCCCCUGGUCACUUUCAACAUCGCGACCCCCAGCCGCACCCUCGACGCGGUAUCGCGGAGCCGCCAGUUCAACAUCCAUGUCCUCAGCGGGGAUGUAGCUGGCGCCAGGGUGGCCGAGUGGUUCCGCAAGGGCAACGCCGACGACCUGCGCGUCUUCGAGGCUGACAAGCUGAGGGAUGAGUGUGGCUGCGAGGUUGUCACUGCAGAGAAGUCAGGGGAUGGGGCGGCACCGUUGUUGAAGGGUCCCGGUGUGCUCUUUGCGCUGCGGUGUAGCCUCCUGGGCGAUGAGCCGGCCAGGGGUCUGGUGAGGGUGAGGGAUCACGUCAUCGUGCUGGCGGAGAUUGUCGACAUCGUCGAGGGCGAGGGCGAGAAGUCAGAGCCAGGACCGUUCGCGCUGGCAUAUGCUGAUAGACUGUAUAGACAGCUUGGGUCUACGAUGGCUUUGGUCGAGGAUUAG